Molecule: messenger RNA, 4477 nt
Organism: Paramecium octaurelia
Lineage: Eukaryota; Ciliophora; Oligohymenophorea; Peniculida; Parameciidae
Source: the annotation of a GenBank genome assembly
AUGAUAUUCACUAUAUUUGGAUUGCUGACCAUAAUCAUGGUCUCCAAUUGUGUUUUUUAUGAAAUUUUUGAGGAUUUUAACAAUAACUCAAUCAAAACUUUCGAUAAAAAUUGGACUUGUGAAGGCAAUAAUUCAAUUAUAUCAACUUCAAAUAUUUAUUCUUGCAAAAAUGAAAUCUAUUUUAUCAGACUAGAAAAUAAUACAAAUCAUGCCACACAAUUUAAUAGACAGUUCAAAAGUUGCCUCCUCAUUAUAAGGUGUAAGUUUAUGUUGAUAUUUAUGCACAUGGGAGUUUAGAUUCAGGAAAUCAAGAUAAUAUCAGGAUAAUUAUCGAUUAGAAUAAGAUAAUAGAUGAAUUCUAUGGCCCUUAUUAGGAUUAGCGUUUAGGAAAAUCGGUGUAAUGCGAUAAAAUAAUUGAUGAGUUUAAUUAUCAAUUACGUAAAACAAAGGUUUUAGAAUUGCCGCAUGCAAGUGAUUAGAUAAAUAUUUAAUUAUAAAGCAAUGCAAAUGAAAACACAUAUAACGAAUAAUAUUUAUUUCGGAAUGUUCAAAUUUUUGUAAAUAGCUGCUACAAGACAUGCAAAACUUGUGUGAAUGAUUAAAUAAAUGGUUGUAGUACUUGUUAUAAUAAUGGAUUAAUUAAUUCAACUUUUUGUGAUACUUGUAGCACAAAAAUAAAUGAAAGGUUUCUACUUAUUCCUGAUGGAUGCGUAUCUGAGUGUCCAAUCGGUUUCAGUUAUGACGUUGAUUAAAUUUGUUAUAAGAAUAGCAGUAAAAUAUUUAUCUAUCUUUAGAGUUGAUUCCUUGUCUUACUUCUUCAGGAUUAUAUUAAUCAAAUAGUUUAACAAAUAGUUCUUAUAGUUGUGAUUUAAAUUCAUCAGCAAUAGAAUUGAGGUUUAGAUUUACAUUUACUAACAGUCUUACGAAAUAAUUGUAAGUAAAUUUAGGAGAUGUUGCUGUGGCUACAAUUCAAGGUUCUAUUUUAAUUGCUAAUUCAAAAAGUAAAGUAAUAAUACAUGAGAAAUAAACUAAUACAAUUAGAGUAGAAAUAUCAACACCAAUAAGUGCAUAAAAAGAAAUAAUAAAUUUUAUAUCAGAAUAAUCAAUUUAAAUUUCAGAUAUGGUGAUAGAAUAUUUAGUUUGUGAAGAGAACUGUGAAAUAUGCAAAGAUGAGCAAAAUUGUUAAGUUUGUAUUAAUCCAAGACUUAUGUUUGAAGGAAAAUGUGUUGAAGCUUGUCCAGAUUAUACAUACAAAUUUAAAUCUAAUUGUUACAUUUUUAAUUAAAAUUUGUAUUUCUACAAUAAUUUGAAAAUGCAAUAUGUAUUCAGAGAAUUUUAUGAUCUUUCGACAAGGAAAGAUCGUGUUAAUGACUUAUUUAUACUUGAUUAAUCAAACAAGGCAACUAUUAACUAAUAUAAUUUUUAAAAAGGAGAAGACAUUCUCUUUUCUUAUUUACCUUAUAAAAGAAUAUUGGGAGGACCAUUUGUUUGGGUAAAUGCAAAAUUCAAGUUUCAACUAAAGUUACCUAGUUAUAAAUAAAUCCUAAUUGUAACAUUUGAACUCUAUUAAGGUGAUUAUUAAUUGAAUCGAAAUUAUUUUCGCUAUUAAAUAAAUAAUUUAGAAGAGAAAACCAUUAUUCUCUUAAAGAAUACUAAAGUUAUGAAUGAUUAGCAUUGGAAUGAUAGUUUUAACACCUUUAAGAUGACAAUUAAUUAAUCAAUUUUCUAUGAAGAAUCAAACAAUAAUUCUUUGAAUAUUUAAUUCCAAUGCGACAAUAAUUAUAUCGACAGUAAUUAAUCUUUUUGCGCAAUUUCUAAUUUUUUCAUUGUCUCUUUGACUUGUUAGAGUCAAUUUCAAUUAGAUUUUUAUAAAUAUAAUUCAAAUGAAAACCCUUGUGUAUCUUUUUGUGGAGAUGGGUAAAUAGCCCCUGAUGAAGAAUGUGAUGAUGGAAAUUUAGAACCUUUUGAUGGAUGUUUUAAUUGUUUAUUUUAAUGCAAUGAAUAAUGUGAAAUUUGUACCAAAGGAGAUUGUCUAAGAUGUAAUGUUGGAUAUUAUUUAAAUUAAAUAGACAAAGGUUGUUAUACAAAAUGCGGUGAUUCUAUAAUUUAAGGUAAUGAAUAAUGUGAUGAUGGUAAUUUAAAUAAUUAUGAUGGAUGUUCAGAAUGUUAAUUGAUUGACUAUUAAAAGUGUGACUUCGAAGAUGAUAUUUCAAAACAUAAUUGUUCAGUUUGCCAUUUUGGCACAUGCUUAAAAUGUGUAGAUGGAUUCUUCUUAGAAGAUGGUAACUGUAUUUCAUAUUGCGGAGAUGGGUUGAUAAAUCAAAAAGUGGAGCAAUGUGAUAAUCAAGAUGAUUUAGGAUGCAUAAACUGUAAAAUUCAAAAAGGUUAUGUCUGCACUUAAAUUAGCUUUUCUAUUUGUAAAACUUGUAGUGAUGAUUGUAUAUAGUGUUAAACGAUAGGUUCAUAUGAUGUUGUUUGCAAAUCAUGUUAAUAGGGAUAUUAUCCAGUUGAUCAUGAAUGCAAAUAAUGUGACCUUAAUUGUGUAACAUGCUAGAACCAAUCAUUUUUAUGUACUUCCUGUUUCAGGCCUGACUGUGAAUUUUGUGAAACCACUCCUGGACUUUAUAAAGACUAGAAACUGAAAUAAUGCGUAUCAAAAUGCGGAGAUGGAAUUUUGAUAGAAAAUUAAGAACAAUGUGAUGAUGGAAAUACUGAAAAUGGAGAUGGGUGUAAUGAAUUUUGUUCAAUAGAGUUCUCUGAUUUAGAUUUCCUGAAUCUAUAGAGUUGGUCACUUACCAACGAAAGUACUUAUGAUCUGAAAUUAGCUAAUAAUACUUAUAAUCUCAUUUUGUUAUGUAAUACUUCAGAUGUCGUUAUUAAUGGUUUUCAAAAAGAUGAAUUCAACUACAAUGUUACUAUUAUUAAUGAAAUUUGUAGAUUUGAAUUCUCAUUCUUGAAAUCCAUAUAUCAAUACAAUACUAUAUUGAUUGCACUGUAUAUAUAGGUGAACUAAGGUAGAUAACUUUUUGAAGAUUCUAAAACAAAUAUUACAUUUAAAAUUACUCCAAAUGAAUAAAUAGUAAUAUCAGGUUAAGAGUAAAGUUAAGCAGAAUAAAUCACAUUAAUUUAAUAGCAUUUUAGUUUAAUAUUUCUUAUUUUAAUUCCAAUUUCAAUUAUUACUAAUUUAUUUGAUUAUUUAUGGGCAGUAUUAGAAAUUUUGAGUUGGGUGAAUAACUUUUAUUUUUUUAAUGUAAAAUAUCCAUUCAAUGUAGAAGUAUUAUUAUUAAAUAGUGAUUGGUCUUCAUUUGUCAACUUUCCAACUUAUUAAGAAUUAAAUUAACCUGGUUGUGAUUAUUACUUUCAAGCUCCAAAAAGAUUUUAAGAUAAGGGAAUUGAUCCACUCUUUAUUAAUAAUGCCUAAAUUCCUUUUAUGUUUAUUUUAUCAGCACUAAGCCUUUAUUUAAUCAAUUAUAUACUUUUAGUGUUUUUUACUUAUCUAAAUUUGUUCUUCAAUAAAGAAAUAAAAUUAAAUAGAAAGCGUUUUAGCAUUUUUAAUUUAUAAGCCAUCAGAAAAACAAUCAACACUUAAGUUAAACCAAUAGAUUAAAUAUAAGUUGAAAACAAAUCAUAUUUUAAACGUAUUAUAACUUUUUUAAGUUUUACUUCAAAUGCAUUUAAAAAUAAAAUAAAAUAAACCAUUACUUUAUGUUUGUUAGAUAUUACCUUAGCUUGCAUGCUAUAAUUUACUUUUUCGAAACCUAACUCACAUAUUAUUGUAGGAGUUAAUUAAUUUAUGGCGUUAUUUGCUACUGGCUUAAUUUUAUUUUAGUUAUUUUAAUCAUAUUUUGUAUUAAAUAUUCAUAAGAGCUUAGCAGAAAAUAAAUAGUUUUAAGAAAAAUAUAAGAUUUACUAUGAAAAUAUCAAUCCAGACGACUCCUUUGGAUAUUAUUAUAAUUUUUUUGGGAUUCUCAGAAAAAUUAUUUAUGUAUGUUUUUUAGUACUAUAUUAUUAUAUCCCAAUCCUUUAAGCUCUAUUAUGUUUUACUUCAACUUCAAUAGGAUUUUUUCUUCUUUGCUAUAAAAACCCAUAUAGUAGCAAAUAUUAAUACAUUCUUUAACUAAUUUUAGACUUCAAUUUAACUUUGAUUCACUUAAUAAUUAUUAUAAUUUCAAUUAGUGAUCUAUUAAGUAACCAAUUUAUUAAAAAUAAUAUUAUAAACUUAGGAUGGAUAAUUAUUUCGCUAAUUCUAUUUUCAAUUUUCAUAGAAGUUUGCUCUUUAAUUUAAGGCAUACUCAAAUAUUUUUAUAAUUGCUUUGUUUUUAUAAUAAAUUUAGGAAAGAAAUAAAACUAAGUCAAAGAAAUAAAGAUUAUAGAAGAGUAAAAGUAAAAUUUAGAGCCAAAAUAAUAACAAGUAACUAAUAAAGAAAGAAAUAUUAAUCGAUAUUAAUCUCGCAAUAAAUUAAUUGAAUAAAAAUGA